Messenger RNA from Epinephelus moara (kelp grouper), 1040 nucleotides. RefSeq names its product CD209 antigen-like protein E. The transcript has 7 exons. The record is from RefSeq and is a predicted model, not a curated record. The coding region runs from base 157 to 870 and encodes 237 amino acids. Lineage: Eukaryota; Metazoa; Chordata; Actinopteri; Perciformes; Serranidae.
AGAACUGGAGAAGCCUCUUGAAUGAGAGGUGAGACGUCUUCAAGAAACUCAAGCAAGUCCAGCUGCCUACGAUAAGAUUACUACGACCUGGAUGACUGAGAGUCUUCACUGAUUAAGAGCUGACCUUCAGGGAAAUAGCCGGCAUCCUUGUGAGCGAUGGAGGAAAUCUAUGCCAAUGUUGAAAAUGCCAAACCUGUUGACCCGAGACCUUCAACAGCGCAGACGACAGGUACCAGGAGCUCAGAGAGAUUUCCUGGAGCUGUUGUUCCCUGCCUGGGGCUACUCAGUGUUCUCCUGCUGGCUGGGCUCAUCGGCCUCAGUGUCUACUACUUUGACUUCGCCCGUGAUUCAUCUGCAGUUUUAUCUUCUAUCAAAGCGAACCUGACUGAGCGUCUCCAGGCCAGUAAUGAGGAGAGAGACCUGCUGAAUGCCACCCUCACAAACCUGACUAAAGAGUUGGACAGGCUCCAGACUUUGUCCAAACAGAAGAAAACCUGUCCAGCAGAGUGGAGGAUGUUCAGCUGUGUCUGUUAUUUCCUCUCCACUCGGUCUGAUUCUUGGGAAAAAGGCAGGCAGGACUGCAGAGACAGAGGAGCAGAUCUGGUCGUCAUCGACACUUUAGAAGAACAGGAAUUCAUCACUCAGAUCAUUAGGAGUAACACCUGGAUCGGUUUGAAUGACAGAGACAAAGAGGGCACCUGGAUGUGGACUGAUGGGACUCCACUGACUGAGGGGUACUGGAGAGGCUGGCCUGAUAACUGGCGUGAAGAGGACUGUGUAGAAAUCUUAGCUGGCAAGAAGACGAGAGAAAACUGGAAUGAUUUGCGAUGUGAUACCUCUAAGCCAUGGAUCUGUGAGAAAAUGCCGUAGCAUUUAAACCUGUAGUUGGUAAAAUAACAUUUUGUCAUAUUUGCUAAAGCUGUCACUGUAUCCACACAGUCCACACAAUCAUGUUCCUCUGCCUUCUUGUACUGCGUCUAAUGCCAUUAUUGCAUGUAAACAAAACCAAGAAGAGUCGGUCAUGUCAAUCACUGCUCGUG